AUGUCCGACUCCCUAGCGCUCUUGCCGCGGAAGCCACUGGGGCCACGACAAGGCCCGCCGGCUCCUCGACGGUUCAGCUCUACGACACAAGCGGCAACAACAACGCAUGGAUACCUGAGCUCCUCUUCUUGUGUGCUGGAGCAGGAGGCCUUGGUUCCCAUUCGUCGACGACGGGUCACGUUCUCCGAGGGCGCGGUGGACAUCCGGUGCUACGUGCCCGACCAUCCUGAAGAACCUCGUGAGGAGGAGUCUGAAGAGUCUGGAGGUCUGGCGGCCCUCGUGGCACGUCGCAAGCGACUUCUCGAAGCCCACCAAGAGGAGCCGGAAGGCCCCUAUAUUACGAGCAUGGGCAAUGAAGGUGAGGCCGCAUACCACGCCUUGCAAGACGCAGACAGAAGCAGCAGAGUGUUCUUGGACCACCUUACGGAGGUUGAGGAAGCAUGCGGCGAUGCGGCCCAUGCUGAAGGAAGCACAGACUAG
Messenger RNA from Symbiodinium sp. CCMP2456, 480 nucleotides. The record is from the annotation of a GenBank genome assembly. Lineage: Eukaryota; Dinophyceae; Suessiales; Symbiodiniaceae.